Molecule: messenger RNA, 732 nt
Organism: Caenorhabditis remanei
Lineage: Eukaryota; Metazoa; Nematoda; Chromadorea; Rhabditida; Rhabditidae
Exons: 5
Coding region: 1-732 (243 amino acids)
Source: RefSeq, a predicted model, not a curated record
AUGCGGUGUAAUGAUCUCAAACGUGCGGUGGAAGAUGUAGUACUCCGUCCAGACGAGAAUCGUCUCCAAGAUCUCCAUCAUCGAGAUACAAUAGCAGCUCUCGAUUUAUGUCAGUUAGAAUCUUCAUCCACUUCCGCAACUAGACCAGAUGAAAUAACUGCGUCUGCAAUGAAUGCAUGUUCCUGUUCAAGUGAAAUCGUCGGAAUCCAAACAUCUUCGACCGUAAUGGCUGAUUCCUCUCGUCCACCACCUCCAUUGUGUGCAAGUUCUUCCCUUGAUGCAAUUAUGUUUCGACAACAACCGAUUCCAUCUCAUCGUCAUUCGGCAAGUGGAUCCAGGAGACAAUCGAGAGUUUAUUCAAAUUUACAUUCAAAAAGGAAGCGAAGUAACUCGCUAACUAAUUAUAAUAAAGGUCAAUCUUUAUCUGUUUCCCUGCCUCCAUCUGCACGUCACACACCACAUCGAUUUCCGAAUGAGGAAGAUGCAUUUCGAAAUUCAAUAGUUUCGUCCGAUUCUCAUUCAUCAGUUGCUCGAAGUGACGAGUACAACAAUGGUUAUGUGCUAGAAGAAGAGGAGUCUUCUGUUGUGCCAGGAAUACCAAAUGAAGCACCUCCGCCAUCUCUACAUCAUUCAAAUCAUUCAACAUGUUCUUCAUCUUCUUCAUCUAAUCCAUUCACUUCUUAUCGUCAACCAAAAAAUGAAUUUGAUGAUGAUAUGAUGGAUUGCGACUGA